CUGCACAGCACUUCCUGGUCCACGUACGGAGCAUCUCUUGUUGAAGACAUAAUGGCGUCUUAUAUGGAGGAUAUUGUUCCGAGCAGAGUUUCUCCUUCAGGUUUAAUCGACACAGCUCGGCUGUAGCGGGGAGUCCGAGCUUCAGGAGGUUUUAUUCAAACGGGUGCAACAUGUCUUGGUUUACGGACUUGGCUGGGAAAGCUGAAGACUUCCUGAAUAAAGUGGACCAAGGAGCUGCGACAGCCCUGAGCAAGGACCAGGCGAGAACUGCCUCCCUUUCAUCAGCCUACGGGGGGGAUGAGUACGGUUCUACAGCGUUCGAGACCGGGACUUCUGGGCCACAUCAUACCUACAUGUCCUCCCAUGAAGCCUCCAGCUUCAUCUCUACAGCAGCAGGGAACAUCAAGAGGUCCGUGGCCAACACGCCCAGUCCUCCUCCUGCUUCUGGCGCCAGCGCUCCAAACUCGGCCAAGAACUUGGCGGGCUUCGUGAGGCCCAGGAAGAGCGAGCCGGACGUGGACGACGACAUGCUCUUUGACUUCCUGAACAGCUCCGAGCCUCCCGCCAGCUCCAGGAGGGACUCAAGAAGAGAGCCUGUCAAGACGACGUCAACCACAGAGACGCCAACCCCGACACCUCCACCUCCCUCCACGUCACUUCCUGUCCCAUUGGCCCCGCCCACACCCCCUUCGACCCGAGGGGUGUCCAGGGCCUCCAGCAUGAGCUCACUGUCUGUUCACAGCACCAAAACGUCAGAGGAGAACUCUAAAGAUCCAAGUCCAGACACAUCUGAGAGUUCAGACUCUGGCUCGGCCCCCCUUCAGGAGUCCAGCCGGCCGGACCCCCCUCAGAGCCAGAUGGUGUCCAGCCUGCGCCUGGAGAACCAGCUGCUGCGCAGCGAGGUGGCGUCCCUCAACCAGGAGAUGGCCUCGGUCAUUCAGAGAGCGAAAGACUUGCAGGACGAGCUCAACCAGGCCCGGUUGCGUGCGGACAGGUGGAACUCGGAGCAGGCUCAGACGACCCGCACCUUACAAGAACUUCGCUCCCACGUGGAUGACCUGACAGAAGCUCUCUCUGCCAAAGACGGGCAGCUUGCAGUUUUAAAAGUCCGACUUGAUGAAGCCGAUCAGCUUCUGGAGUCCCGCAGGGCUGCGUUAGAGGAGGUGCAGAAGGAGAAAUCAAGGAUCAUGCAGGACCACACAGAAGGCAGCAGCAUGCAGAACCAGGCUCUGGAAAGGAUCCAGGAGAGGCUGCGGGAGGCGGAGCUGUCCCUGAGACGGGAGCAGGACGGCUACCGGCAGAUCCAGAGCGAGUCCACUGGCCGCCUGGCCAAACUGGAAGCUGAGAGGCAGACCCUCGCAGAGACGCUGACCGCAGCCGAGCGACGAGCUUUGGACGAGAAGGCCCGAGCCGAAGACUUCCAGCAGCAGCUGAAAGGCGCCAAAGCUGCAGCUGACUGGGCCAAGCAGGAGCUGCAGGACUACAAGCACAAAGCCUCACGCAUCUUACAGUCCAAAGAGAAGCUGAUCAGCAGUCUGAAGGAGGGCUCCGGUCUGGACGCAGGAGACGGCAGCCUGACCCUGGCUCUGGAGCUGGAGGAGCUCCGCCACGAGAAGGAGCUGCAGAGGGAGGAGAACCAGAGGCUGCAGGAUCAAGUGGGCACGCUGCGAGCAGAAAUCCAGGACUCAGAAACCCAAGCCCUGGCCGAGGCAGAGACCUGGAGGGAGCAGCAGGUCCAGUUCCAGGAGCAGCUGGACUCCCUGAACCGAGCCAAGCAGGAGGUGGAGGCUGAAGUGGAGCGCUACAAACACGAGCUGCAGUACCUGGACGAGGAGCAGCAUCGAGCCAAAUCCACGCUGCAGGGCCAGAUCAGACACCGAGAGGACGAGAUCCAAAAACUCAGGAACCAGCUGACCAACAAGACUCUGAGCAGCAGCAGCCAGGUGGAGCUAGAGAACCGGCUCCACCAGCUGACGGAGACGCUCAUCCAGAAGCAGACCAUGCUGGAGGCCUUGGGCACGGAGAAGAGCUCCCUGGUCUUCCAGCUGGAGCGUCUGGAGCAGCAGCUGAAGAGCGCUCAGGGGGGGCAGGCUGCAGGGCCGGCCAUCAACAUGAGCAGCCUGGAGGCUCCAGGGGCCCGGCAGAGGAGCGGCCCCGUGCUCUUCAGUGACCACGACAGUCCCGGAGUUUACGGGAAGGUCCGUAAAGCAGCCAGCACUAUCGACCGCUUCAGCAUAAGACUCGGGAUCUUCCUGAGGCGGUACCCUGCAGCCCGGGUGUUUGUGAUCCUCUACAUGGUGGUUCUGCACCUGUGGGUCAUGAUCGUUCUUCUGACCUACACACCUGAGAUGCACAGCCGUCCUGAUGGAAGAUAGUCCGUUGGUUUGGCCUUCGGUGUGAGGAAGCUGCUGGAAGACGGGCUCUGGGACCCGACUCCCUGAUUUGCACAGAUUUAUGAUGAACUUACGUUUAUUUUGGUUCUGACGGAGGAUUUUUGGCUGACGGUUGUUUUGGGUUUUGAAGGGACUACAGAGAUGUGACGUCUCCAGACGGGAGAAUCGGAACUGUAAUUCUUCUUCACAUCAUCUUCUGUAAUUUCACAGAUUACAGUUGCCACCAUGUCAAAAUAAAGCUUUUAAUAAGGCA
This is a messenger RNA of Nematolebias whitei (Rio pearlfish), 2646 nucleotides long. It is a transcript of the gene golga5, whose product is annotated as golgin A5. The transcript has 13 exons. Bases 171 to 2375 code for a protein of 734 amino acids. Gene Ontology annotation, biological process: Golgi organization; retrograde transport, vesicle recycling within Golgi. Lineage: Eukaryota; Metazoa; Chordata; Actinopteri; Cyprinodontiformes; Rivulidae. Gene Ontology annotation, cellular component: Golgi cisterna; Golgi membrane. The record is from RefSeq and is a predicted model, not a curated record.